Molecule: messenger RNA, 2295 nt
Organism: Cheilinus undulatus (humphead wrasse)
Lineage: Eukaryota; Metazoa; Chordata; Actinopteri; Labriformes; Labridae
Product: transmembrane protein 200C
Exons: 2
Coding region: 140-1699 (519 amino acids)
Source: RefSeq, a predicted model, not a curated record
GGAAACCACUCUUCCAGGCUUGGCACCAAAGUGGCGCACCACGACAUGCACGGCUGAACGAGGAGUGCGCCUUUAAAGAUGCUUCAUCGUCAACACACGAUUUCUGAUUGAGUGAAGAACCUGCUGUCCAGUCGCCACCAUGAUAGCCACAGGUGGUCUGCUGCGCAUGAACCGGCGCCAGGACUCCCUCCGCUCAAAGAACCGGGCGGAAAACAAAAGGAAGCGGAAAUCCAAGAAAAAGAAGAAAAAUGACGUGGUGGUGGUGAAAGGCAAGCUCAAUCUGUGUUCCCCAGCUGGUAUGGUGGCUGGUGUUGGAGUCGUUGUACUCAUCGUUGGGGUUUCCAUGGCCAUACUGGGCUACUGGCCGAGCCAGAGCCAGCAGCAGUACCAGGAGCGCCGCAGAACUGGAGCUUACCACUCCAACAGGAUAAGCUCCCCAAAAAGUCAACCAGUUUUAGUUUCCAACAUGACCAGUGGGAAGGCAGACUCAUUCAACCAGAGCCAUUCCAACAGCAGCAGCACCACCUCACGCAACUGUGGCUUCCUGUGUGAUUUCCUGGAUAACUAUCUGUACUCGGACAACCUGAAAGUCUUUGGACCAUUGGUGAUGGGAAUCGGCAUUUUCCUCUUUAUCUGUGCAAAUGCAGUACUCCAUGAGAACCGAGACAAGAAAACCAAAAUCAUUAACCUAAGGGAUAUCUACUCCACAGUUAUAGACCUGCACAGCAUACGAUCGAAGGAGUACUCCCCUCUUAACGGUUUGGUGAACUACACCCAAUCAAGGAAUGCUGAGGGCGCCUCUGGGUCUUUCCCUGCAAGUGGGAUGCUUACUCGCAGCUCAUGGCCCUCCACUGGACUCGGAUUCCAUGGAGAGUUGGGAGGCGAUGAGGUGUUCAGACGCCCAUCUUUAGCCAGCAGGCCUCGAAGCUGGUCUAGAGAAGUCCAGACCUUUACAGAUACAGUCUACAGCAUCUACAAAGACUACAGCAAUAGCAGCGAGCAGGCCCCAAUGCCCCGACAGUGGGAGACAACCUCUAUCGUCACUUCCUCUGUGAACGCUUUCACCCUCCCUGUGAUCAAACUGAACAACUGUGAGGUGGAGGAGUCAGGGAGAGUGGAGGCUGAGGGACACUCAGAGGAAGAGGUCAUUAUUGAGACGGCUGCUGAAACGAUCAGUGAGGAAGGACAAGCGAGCAGCAGCAAGAAAGACGAGACAGAUGCAAAGGAGAAGGACGCUUCGGUGGCGGACUCUCCCCCGCCUCUUCAGAGCCGUGAGGAAACAAGCACAGAAACAGCUGACCAACAGGGGGAGCCACAGGCUCAGCCUCAACCACCGUGGAACCAGCUGUUUCCUCCAUCACCUGUUGCCAGGGCAAUGGGGUCACGGCUGUCACUCAACUCCCUCACGGAUCAGCCCAGGUCUGCACGCCGCUGCAGCCUGUCUGUGACUGUGUGCCGUCAAGGCGACAAAGGCAGGCGCUUCAGCUGCCCUCGUCUGGAGCGCUCCAACAGUAAGGGCUACAUCAAACUGACUGACCUGGGGGGAGAGUCCUUCGAAGCCCCAGACACAGACACUUCUUUAGUGGCCACAGAACAGGAAGUAGCAGCAGACGCAGAGGCAGCAGAGGCGGCGCCGGCAGUGGAAGUAGCUCAGGGAGAAGAUGAUGUGGUGGCACAAAGCUCCUCUGCAGAAUCUUAGACUCAUUUUUUUUGCUGACGAGCCUCUGAAAACUCUUUGAUGUCUUAUUCUUCUGUUCCUACCUUCUUCUCUGACUGCUGAUGUGAAGCUGGCCAUUACAGAGGCAAGGAAACAUGGAGAGUAAGCAGCUAAGGACUAUUGAAACAUAGCCAUGAACACUCAAGAGCCAAGCUCUUUAUAAAUACCACAACCACAGCUCAAUCUUCAGAUGUAAUUUUCUAUUUUUUCAAUGUAGCAAGAGCAAUACUAAAGACUUGUAAGAAGAUUUAGAAGAGAUUUGUAUUAAAAAAAAAGUCUGAUGAGAUGAGAUUUUACUUUUCUUUUGUAUGAGUAAGGCAAACAUUGUAGCUUGUAGAAUUGCCAAAACUGUCACUGAGACCUGCUGUCUGACGUUGUACUGUAGCAUCGACACAUGCCACAGAAAAUGAAAUAGUCUAGUUUUGUUUCUCGACAUUGUUAUGUGAAUACCAGGAAAAAAAGGUAAACUGAAUUGAAUCUCAGGUAGACGUUUGGUUUAGGAACAGGACCUUGAGGACAAGGUCUUUCCUCUGUGCACACUUGUUUAUAUGAAGCAUUUAUGGUUGAAUAAACUUGCC